This is a messenger RNA of Perkinsus marinus ATCC 50983, 2079 nucleotides long. RefSeq lists its product as hypothetical. Lineage: Eukaryota; Perkinsozoa; Perkinsida; Perkinsidae. The record is from RefSeq and is a predicted model, not a curated record. The transcript has 15 exons. Bases 1 to 2079 code for a protein of 692 amino acids.
AUGCUGCACUUGUAUGUGCCUCUGCUCGCUCUAACUGCUGUAAGAUUGGCCUACAGCGAGGCUGCGAAUGAAUCUCAGGACUCCCUAGGCCCCCUGAUUCCUGAUAUACCGGACCUGGACUUGGACGCACUACCAACCGAGGCAGAGCCGGAGAAGGAGGUUGCAUCAGGAAACAUCGGACCGACGUUGCCGAGCUUUCCCAUUGAUCCUAUACCCGCGGAAAGCGGCGAGUAUAAGUCGUACGAUGAUAUGGCUCGUGAUGAGGACGAUGAUGAUUCGUAUGCGACUCGGCCGAUCAACGAGGAUGAUAUGAUAGACGAGGAUGACAACGUCUCUGUCGAGCCCAGCUCAGAUGAUGUCAGCAAUGACGAGGUACCAGAACAAGCAUUCCUCACGCCUGAUAUUGAUGCUAAUGGGACCUCCGACUCCGCUGGAGAAGCGUCCGAUAUUACCAAUCGACUUACUGAUGAGCCUCACGCGUCGUCCGAGGAUACUCUAAGCGAGCCCGAGGAGCACGGAAACGAGGUGCAGGCUACUGGCCCGGAAGAAGUUGCCGAUGAGGAUGAGGAAUCUCCAACAGAGGAACAACCGGAGACGGGAGACUCAGUCGAUAAAACAUCAGAUGAAUCUACUGACGAAGCAGAGGAAGCUGAGAAGAACGAAGAAGGAGGAGGAACAGAUGAGCGAUCGUCGCAGAUGACCACGGCUGAAAUACUGGAGCAUUGCCCUGCUGUCUCUUUCGAGGGCCGCCCAUAUUCUAAGAUUUCCUCCAUCUGGGGUGGCGGUUUCAUGGUACCCCAUGAACAGGGCGAGGAUCAUGACGAAUCAUCCUCCGAUAGGAUCGAGUGCGCUGGAGCCGAGUCUCGACAUGAGCCCGGCGCUCGUUAUCCUGAGGUGUCUACCCUCUGCAGGAAACCCGGCUCAGAGGGGGUAUUUGACACGUGGGUUAGUCUCAAGUGCUUCAACAAAGAGGCAGCAAACAUCGUAGCCCGGAAGUGGAACACGUACUCGGAUAGCAAGAUAGCCGCCGCAUGCACCACUCUCGACUUUGGUGAUCGCAUGGAGAGAAUCAGCGAGGUGAACAAUGACAGACGUGAAAUUGAGUUCGUGGAUCCGAGCAGCGCUGCCCUACGCUGUGAUGCGGCCACUUCCCACCCUACUACCGGCACCGGGGGCCUGUCUCUCACCUGCUCCGGGAUAAGCGUGAAGAUCCUGUGCUCCUCGGACAACGCCGCGGCGUUCUUAGCCGCUGAAUGGGACGCCCCGGUUUCCCACCCGAGACCUCCAUCUCCCCCUGAUGUUGGACCUCAUAAGGAGUCGGAGCCCGUUUCCUCGUCAACUCCCAACGAACAUGAAGUGAAGCCACAUAAGGAUUCAUCAGGAGUAUACCGCGGAUGGCCUGCUCCGACCCCGGUGCCUGCAUCCAAGUCGGUUGCACCGGGGCCUGUGGCUGAGCAGGAUGGAUGCUCGCAAGCCUCCGUACGUGGUGCUGGUAUUGUCGAAGUGAAGGAAAUUCACAAAGGGACGAUCACGGUCGAAUUACCAGACACAACUUUCCUUCAAAGGACUGGUCCCCAACUAGUCAAAUACGAGUGUACCGGUCUUAAUCUGCCGUCCCGAGGGCUAGCUGCUCGCUACUCUGUUCGACAGCAGUGCCGAGACCCAGCAAUACCUGCGUCAACAGCGGACGACUAUAACGUUAGGGUAUCCCUUAUUUGUGAGGGGAAGAUGGAGGUGGACCAAGCCGCUCAAGUCUGGGGAGAACCAGCCCCGCUGAAUAACAACGCGACAACCACAGCUGUUUCGACUGGCGACGUUACCCAAGACUCGGUGGUGGAGGUCGAAGACCAUACGACCGGUCAGAAGCAGUAUAAGCAGCUAGUAUUGAAUCCAACAGAGUACGAGAAGUCUCACUUGAAGGAGCUGAAGCUGAAUCUGAGAGCAUUGAAGCACGGUAAUCAGACAAUCUCGAGCAUCAAUACAGAGAACGACAAGAUUGUCAUCCACUCGAGAGAAGCUGAAAAGAUACUGGACACAUUAAAACGUGACGCUGGCACGGUCCAUGUGAAGACUGCAUGA